CCAGCAGGCGCUGCGACCCGGUCAUCUUUGAGGCCGUUGGAAGCGGUUUUCGGGUUUGGGGGCGCUGCAGCGAUGUGGUUCGAGAUUCUUCCCGGGUUAGCCAUCAUGGGCGUGUGCAUCUGCAUCCCUGGAGUGGCCACGGCGUACAUCCAUCGGUUCUCGAAUGGGGGCAAGGAAAAAAGAAUCGCUUAUUUUCCAUACCAAUGGCAAAUGAUGGAAAGAGAUAGGCGUGUCUCUGGAGUGAACCGUUACUACGCAUCAAAGGGUUUGGAGAACAUUGAUUAAGGAAGACUUCUUACUCCGUGCAAAGUGACUUCUCCAUGCGAAGCGACUUCUAUUCAUCCACUCCUGCUAGAAGUAUUGUAGA
Messenger RNA from Suncus etruscus (white-toothed pygmy shrew), 367 nucleotides. Its product is annotated as NADH dehydrogenase [ubiquinone] 1 alpha subcomplex subunit 1. NCBI's taxonomy places the organism in Eukaryota, Metazoa, Chordata, Mammalia, Eulipotyphla, Soricidae. The coding region runs from base 73 to 285 and encodes 70 amino acids. The record is from RefSeq and is a predicted model, not a curated record. The transcript has a single exon.